Sordaria macrospora k-hell is the source of this 1839-nucleotide messenger RNA. RefSeq lists its product as uncharacterized. NCBI's taxonomy places the organism in Eukaryota, Fungi, Ascomycota, Sordariomycetes, Sordariales, Sordariaceae. The record is from RefSeq and is a predicted model, not a curated record. Gene Ontology annotation, molecular function: sulfuric ester hydrolase activity. Gene Ontology annotation, cellular component: cytoplasm.
AUGCCGGCAGCCCUCAACUCCCAGCCGGGCUCUCCGGAGUCUACGCCUGUGAACGGCCUCAGCAAUGGCAAUGGCUAUACCAAUGGCAACGGUCAUGCUAAUGACAAUGGUUACAUCAAUGGCAACGGUCAUAUAAACGGCAAUGGUCGUACCAAUGGCAACGGGAUUGCUCCAGGGCAGGAUAAGGAGAAGAAGCUGAACAUUCUGUACAUCAUGGCAGAUCAGCUCGCUGCUCCUGUGAUGAAGAUUUACAACCAGGAUUCCGUUGUCAAGACGCCCAACAUCGACGCCCUGGCCGCCAAAUCUGUUCAGUUUGACUCAGCAUACUGCCCGUCCCCGCUCUGCGGCCCUUCGCGGAUGAGCAUGAUCACGGGUCAACUGCCCAUGAAGAUCGGAGCAUAUGACAACGCGGCCCAGAUCUUGAGCGACACCCCUACCUACGCCCACUACCUCCGUCGCGAGGGCUACCAGACGGUUUUGGCUGGAAAGAUGCACUUCGUGAUGGACCAGAAGCACGGGUACGAGAAGCGUCUCACCACUGACAUUUACCCCGGCGACUUUGGCUGGGCGGCCGACUGGGACGCGAAUAUCGAGGAUCACGAACAAAGGCUGGAGUGGUACCACAAUGCGAGCUCGAUUGAACAGGCUGGUGUUUGUGUUCGCAGCAACCAGCUUGAUUACGACGAGGAGGUCAUGUAUAAGUCGACGCAGUUCCUGCAUGACCACGCUCGCGGCGCAAAAGAUCAGCGCCCGUUCUGCUUGACGGUCUCCCUUACUCACCCCCACGAUCCCUACACCAUCGAAGAGGAGUAUUGGGAUCAGUACGAGGAUGUCGAAAUCGAUCUCCCCAAAGUUCCCAGGAUUCCGAACGAGGAGCAGGACCCCCACAGCAAGAGACUGCUCAAGGUCUGCGACUUGUGGGACAAGAACUUCACGGAUGACCAGAUCAAGCGUGCGCGCAGGGCUUACUAUGGCGCUGUCACCUAUGUUGAUGACUGUGUUGGCAAGCUACUCAAGGUCUUGGAAAAGUGCAGGCUUGCCGACGACACCAUUAUUGUCUUCAGUGGUGAUCACGGAGACAUGCUUGGUGAGCGUGGACUAUGGUACAAGAUGAGCUACUUCGAGUCAUCUGUUCGCGUCCCUCUUCUGAUUUCUUACCCCAAGAAGUACGCACCUCAUCGCGUGACCCAGAACGUGUCCACGCUGGACAUCCUGCCGACCAUGGUCGACCUGAUCGGCAAAGAGUUGCAUCCCGGUCUGCCGAUGGACGGCAAGUCCCUUCUUCCGUUCCUGGAGGGACGCGACUCGGAAGGCCACGAUACCGUCAUCGCCGAGUACACGGGCGAGGGCACCGUCAGCCCCAUGAUGAUGAUCAAGCGCGCCAACUGGAAGUUCGUCAUCUGCCCCGCGGACGGCGUCCAGCUGUACGAUCUGGAAAACGAUCCUCUCGAAGUCAGGGACCUGGCCCCGAUUCUCUCGGGCCUGAAGGCCGAGCCGCUUGCGCUUGAGGUCGAGUAUAAAAACAAAGCGGAAGCCUUGUUGGCGACAUUCGAGGCCGAGGCGCGAGAACGUUGGGACUUUGAAAGUAUCACGGAGCAAGUCAAGCUCUCGCAGAGGAAACGCCGGUUUGUCUUCAGCGCCUUCACGGCGGAUGGCACGGAGCGUGAGAAGUGGGAUUUCAACCCCGUUGAUGAUGGCCGGGAGAAGUACAUCCGCUCGCACAUGCCCCUCGACGAGCUGGAGCGUAUGGCUCGCUUCCCGCCUGUUGACCGCUAUGGCAACGAGCUGCCCAAGGGGGCGCCCAUCAAAGUCCAUCAAGCUGGUUCCCACGGGGAGUAA